This is a messenger RNA of Amyelois transitella, 2670 nucleotides long. RefSeq names its product 40-kDa huntingtin-associated protein (gene Hap40). Lineage: Eukaryota; Metazoa; Arthropoda; Insecta; Lepidoptera; Pyralidae. Bases 174 to 1052 code for a protein of 292 amino acids. Gene Ontology annotation, molecular function: protein binding. Gene Ontology annotation, cellular component: early endosome. Gene Ontology annotation, biological process: vesicle cytoskeletal trafficking. The record is from RefSeq and is a predicted model, not a curated record. The transcript is spliced from 6 exons.
GCAAUUCUAUUUCAAAUAAAAAAAUAAAUCUUACUCGUUGUGGUCUUUUUUAAAGUUUAUAUUGAUUUAAAUAAUAUAAUACUUACCUAUAUAAUUUAUUGUUUCACAGCUGUGUUCCAUCCACCUAUAUAAUAGCAUUUGUUUUUUCUUGUUCCUUACUACUGUACCUCACAAUGGCUACGGACCUUUUUGCAAGUUUCGAUGAGCAAUACAUGAACAUCAAUACGAAGCUAAAAAAGCGUUUUAUGAGGAAGCCUAACAUUUCGGAGGCCACAAAUGAGUUUAUCGCAUUGGCUAUACAGUGUGAACAUAGUGAGCAACCAAUAUUCGCAGGGCACGCGUAUAUCGGGGCUGCGAAAUGUGAGGCCACAGCUGGAAACGCUUUUGGGGAGGCGGAGUACUAUAUAACAGCGGCAAGGCAGUUCAUGAAGGCUGAGAAGAAGCUGCUUUCACUUAAAUUCUCGAGCCCUGAUAGGGAGAAUUUGGAAGCGGCCAUAGGAUGUUAUUUGCAAGCACUAACAAAGUACCCUGAGAAGUCCCUUCUAAGAACCUCAAUAUUGAUGGAAAUAGCCGACCAUCUCGUAGCCCUCAACCACAAGUGUGAAGCUGUGGCAUAUUAUCAGCAAGCCUUGGAGGAUAUUGACGAGAAGACCAUGAAAAUUGUGCAUAUGAAGAACUUAGUGAAUUUAUUGAUUGAAUGUGAUAAAUUUGAGGAAGCCUUGGAUACUGCUAAUUCUCUUGUUGAUUCUUUCACAAGUAUUCCUGAAGAUGUAUUAGCUGAGGUACAAAUAAGCCGUGUUCUUCUUACGCUUCUUGUGGAACCACCUGAGGAGAGUAAACCAGAAUCGUUGAAACAGCUGUUUACCGCCAUUAUGAAUGACUGCGAGACUGAUAUGUUCCCAGUGAACCCUGACCUCCGUCUGAAGCUGCAGUCCGUGACGCUGUCUGUAACAAGCAGAGAUCUCUCAUCACUGGUGACAGCUGCGGUAGACACCAAGCCGGCGCUGAGCAGGCAGCAGGCCGACCUCGUUGACAGUCUCAUUAGGAGUUAACUUGAAGAGUUGUGACUAGUGAACUGUGACCUCCGGCUGUACUUUCAGACAGUGAGAAGCAGAGACCUCUCAUUUUUGGUUAACUUAAAAGUUGUGUGACCAGUAAACUGUGACCUCUGGCUGUAACUACAGUCAGUGAGCAGCAGAGUCCACUCAUCGCUGGUCAUCGCGGUUAAAGCCACCUCUUGUCGCUAGUUGAUCUCCUUGAUUUUCAGUGCGUGGAUAAGAGUUAGCUCAAAGAGUUAUAGCAACCUACGAAUUGUGACCACUGACCAAAGAUGCAGUCAAUAAAAACCAGUCUUCUUUUUUACGGUCUAAGGAACUUUUAUACUAGGCAUUCUACUUUAGGUAAUCAGGUAGCCAACAAAAUGUGAUCUUUGAGUCUGCCAAACUUUGAAAAGAGAAAUUCACAAAUACCGUAGACAAAUAUACAUGUAAAAGGUAAAAGAAAGCAAAGGCUUUUUCAGAGAUUAUGCAUUUUCACACCAGAUUUUUAAAGUGAAGCAAAAAUAUCUUGGUAGUUUUUAACUGGCUUCAGUAAAAAAGAUUUUCAAUAAGCUAUUUGACUGUAUUAAAAAUAUACAUUCCUUUUAUGUCAUCAGUCUUAAUAUUAUUUUUUUGGAGCGAUUUGUAAUAACGCGAAAUAAAAAUAUUGCAUAAUUUAAACAAAAUCCGUCUCAGAAAAUUAGGUUUUUAUAUGCAGCUGUCACGUGACUAAAAACGAACGUGAUUGGCUAUUUCUAUUAUGACGUCAAUUAUCCAUAAACAGACUGUGGAUCGUACCGUUCCUUAGUGUUCGCUAUUAUUUUUUAAGAUUUUAUAAGUGUUUGAUCGCUCAGGAUUACUCAGAUAACAUAGGUAUUUAAUAAUGGAAACCAAUUCCGCGAGGAAGAAAUCUGGAUUGUCUUCUUCAAAGAAAAUCCAGAUUUCUAUGCUGCCGAACUGAGGAAUGUGAAAACAUCAAUGUAAGUAUAUCUUGGUAACCACUUAUCUUAGAUCAUGAUCUGAAACCACUUCUUGUGAAUAUUCAAAUCCAUCGGCAUAGAAAAAAACAGUUUCGUAGGAGAUUUUAUUGUUGUAUUAGUGCAUUGAGGCACUGCACAACAUUUAUAGGAACUCAUUUUAAUAAUUUUCACACAUAUGACGUGGCACAAGUUAAAUAAAACAAGAGAAAAUCAAAACUUUUCGAAACACCAACAAGCUUUGUAUGAUAUUUACACGAAAUUUACGUCACUGCAUGCCAUGGCCGCCAUAUUGCUAAAAGUCGCGUUUUGGCGGCAUAUUUGAAUAUUUCAUUUUCUUUUUCGAUUUUUUAAUAAAAUAGCUGUAAUAAAGGCAGAAAAGUAUUUUUGUAGGGCUCCUUAUAAACAAAUAAAUACCCUAAGAUAGUUUUUAGAACUUUGUCAAAUAGCCUAUUCUACCAUAUUUUUGCUUAUAUGUCUGGUAAAUGGCGUUGCAUAUCAAAAGGCACUCAGAAAUUGAUAUCUUCAGUUCUAUGAUGGAGAGCCCUCAUCGAGACAUACUAUGCUUGUGAUCUCUUAGGUUUGAUUCUUUGAAACGGGUGAUGUGCUGUUUAUGGUUAUAAAAAUAAGAACAAAUUGUAUCAUUAUCAUAAACU